AUGUCUGCAGUUAAACCUGCCACGGCAACCCCGGUUAUUGAACCUAGUAAGCCAUUAGCGAUCAAUAUGAUCAAUAUGCCAAAAUUGGGAGGUAAAGGGGGUAAAAUUCUCGGAACAUUAAAUAAUGUUAGUCCACAAGUAACCGGUAAAGCGGUUUCUGAUACAUUAAAAACGAUGGAUAAAUUAGGUGUAAAAGAUAAUAUUGAAGAAAAGAUUAAAGAUCAUGAUUUUGAAACCCCUGCUCAAAUUGCUGAAGAAGAAAAAAAAAUUACUAGAAGAAUUUUUAGGAUCGAUUUAAUCAUAUCUUACUUAUUAUUUUAUACUGCUCUAAUGAUGCAAUGGUUAACUUUAUUAGGUUUAUCUAAUAAUGUAGGAGGUUUUUUUUAUGAAUUUUUUAUUAAUAGUUUUAAUUUUCCUGAAUAUAAUUUUUCUUCCCUUACUACCGUUGGUAAAAUAGCAGGUUUUAGUGUUAGUUUACAGAUUAUCAUUUUCGUUUUAGUAAAUAUUUUCGUUCUUGGAAAAACUUUAACACAUAAAAAUAAUUUAACAACGACAUCAUCAUCACAACCAUCAAAUCAGCUAGGAAAUAGAUUUCAAUUUAUUGAUGUUUUAAAGAAUAAAUUACGUACACACUUUACAGCUGUAAGAAGAAUAGAUACACAAUUUUAUCAAAUAAUGGGUAUAUUAAGUCAAAUAUUAAUAAUUAUAGCUGCUAUUAUAUCUGCAGAUGAUAAAUUUUCUGCCAUAAAUAAAUUUACUGAUCAAGCUAAUAAUUUAGACCCUUCAUCAUUUCCUCUUAGUAUAACUGGUGGUUAUAGAAAAAGACAAGAACAAGCGGAAACACAAGAAAUGCUCAUUGUAAGACACGCAGCACUUUUCACGAAAACUAUAACUUCUAUUGCUAUAUUGGCUAUUAUAAUGACAUCUUUUAUGAAUAUAAUUACAUGUAUGGCAGAUAUUUGGGAAGUUAAUAAAAAUGAAUUAAUUAUUUAUAAAUUAUUUAAAUAUAUUACGAGAUUAAUGGUUUGUUACCCUUGCUUUGGUGAUAAAUUAUCUGGUGCUGAUGAAAAAAUAGAUGAAAAAACUCAUGAACAAGAAGACUUAAUGUUAGUCGAUAAAGCUAAUAGAAAGCCUCAAAGUGCUGAAAAAUUAUUAAUUGGAGCUCAACAGAAUGUUUUAAAAAAUCCGAAUAUGAAUGAUUUAAUUAAAGUAACUUUGGAUGGUCCUACAAAAAAUGAUAUUGAAAAAAUUUCUGGUGAAGAAAAAUUUAAAAAUGGGGAAAAGAAAGAUUUAAAUACUUUAGUUAAAGAUGGUGUUGAAAAUAUUCUUGACAAUGAUGAAAAAGAAAUAAAAGUCGUUAAUUCAAUUAAAAAUGGUAUUGACGUUGCUGAAAAAAUUUCUGAUGCCGCAACUUCAGGAGAAGGAGGAAAACCUAACAUUAAAAAAUUGGCCACAGAAGGUGUUCAAGCUGUCGUUACUGCGACUGGAGUCGAUAAAAAUCCUACAAUUUCUCAAAUUAAAACUGCAACAGAAAUAGGGGAGAAGGGAAAACUUAAUGUUGAGAAAUUAGUUACUGAAGGAAAAUCCGACGUGAAGAAAUAA
Rhizophagus irregularis DAOM 181602=DAOM 197198 is the source of this 1602-nucleotide messenger RNA. RefSeq lists its product as uncharacterized. NCBI's taxonomy places the organism in Eukaryota, Fungi, Glomeromycota, Glomeromycetes, Glomerales, Glomeraceae. The record is from RefSeq and is a predicted model, not a curated record.